UAGUGCGACCUCAUUAGUGUUCCGGGUGGUUUGCGUGAUGGCGGUGCCUGCAGGAAGGUAUGUGGUGUUCGUGACUGGAAAUGCGAAAAAACUGGAAGAGGUCAUCCAGAUCCUCGGAGACACGUUUCCCUACAAACUGGUGUCCAGAAAGAUUGACUUGCCGGAGUACCAAGGAGAGCCCGAUGACAUCUCCAUACAGAAGUGUAAGGAGGCCGCUCGGCAGGUGGACGGGCCGGUCAUAGUGGAGGACACCUGUCUGUGUUUCAAGGCUCUGGGGGGGCUGCCAGGUCCGUACAUAAAAUGGUUCCUGGAUAAACUGCAGCCAGAAGGUUUGCACAAACUGCUGGCCGGGUUUGAGGAUAAAUCAGCGUGGGCUCUCUGCACUUUUGCAUUCUCUGCUGGGAAAGAUGAACCAGUGGAGCUGUUCAGAGGGGAAACACAGGGGAAAAUAGUGGAUCCCAGGGGCCCUCGAGACUUUGGAUGGGAUCCCUGUUUCCAGCCAAACGGAUACGACAAAACCUACGCUGAACUGCCCAAAGAAGUGAAGAACAGUAUCUCUCACCGCUACCGAGCACUGGCUGCCAUGUCUGAACACUUCAGGCAAACCAACAACACCUCACCGCAGAACAAGAAGAAGAAACAGGAGGACUGAUGGAAUGUUCUCAAUCUGGAGCAUCAAACCUCUCGCUCAGAUCUGAUCAUGUAGAUUUACUCCUUUUUUAAUGUGGGCCAGAUUGUGACCUGUUGUUUCUGUGCAGCAGAAAAAGUGGAUUAAUAAAGCUUUUCUGUAUUUUUUAAUAA
Messenger RNA from Labrus bergylta (ballan wrasse), 801 nucleotides. It is a transcript of the gene itpa, whose product is annotated as inosine triphosphatase (nucleoside triphosphate pyrophosphatase). Gene Ontology annotation, cellular component: cytoplasm. Gene Ontology annotation, biological process: nucleoside triphosphate catabolic process. The record is from RefSeq and is a predicted model, not a curated record. Gene Ontology annotation, molecular function: nucleoside triphosphate diphosphatase activity. Lineage: Eukaryota; Metazoa; Chordata; Actinopteri; Labriformes; Labridae.